UGCUUUCCUUUUGUAGCUGCAUAUCUUUUAGUUACUUCAAAUGAAAUAGGCGUGUAAUUAGACAUCAGGCAAAAAUCUGAAAAAGUGCAAAAAGUUCAACUACAAAGAACGAAUCCUUACAUGUGGUCAAAGGGAUCAACUCGGCCCUCAUUGUAUACAAACACAGUAUUUAUUAACAAUCACAUAUUUACAUGGAUUAAAUAUGCUUCGUAAUGUAAAUAAAGACCGCAGAUGAGAAGUAAUUAAAUUCAUGCAAUGAAUAAAUUAAGAGAGGCUGAAAUUAGCGCAUCGUUUCACAGAAAUAUACUUUUACUCACGCGGAUGGUACCACCGUCCUCUGAGUUUCAACGACACUUUAAAAAGGGUAUGUUUAAUAAACCUAAUACGACAGGUUUUCUACAUGUGUCGCAUUAUCUGUCAACUGUGUAUGACGCCAGACUUUUUAAACAAAUGGUCAGAUGGCCGAUUUUAUGCAAAAGAGACGAAACAACGUAUCGCGUCGAGAUGAAGAACUUCUUGAACGUUCUGUCACGAGACAACCCUGACCUCGGUUUUCCAUCGGUACUGAUGUCCCAUUUGAUCCAAUCAGGAGGGACGAAAUUUCAGAUUAUUAUGUGGAAGCUAUCACAACUCGCUCUUAAGACUUACCUCACGAGGGAACUUCAAGGCGAAUUGUUGAAUGCACCACGCUCGAGUCCGGCGCAGGAUUUAACAAUAGCAUACUUCAAUAAUAUAAUUGCGCAAAAAUGCGAUGCUAUAACAGAGACUUGUAAAGAGACGAAGAAAACUGCGGACGCUGUAAAUGAUUUUCUAAAUGACGAGAUCAAAAUAUUAAACUUGCAAAAAUCGGAGAUUUUCGAUAGAAAAGAGAAUAUAAAAAGAUUAGUCCUUGGUUUGCUGGCUCACCCAUUAAUUCAAAGGCGAUUGAUGGACAUCGAUGAUUUAAACGUCACAGACUUAUGGAAAAGAAGCAUUUUCAAAAAGAUUCAAUAUAUAUACAAAAAGAAUAAGGAAUUUGACGAACUAGAAGAAUCUUGCAAUCUUUUGUGCAAACUUAUUUUGAGAAUAAGUUCGAAUCCUGGAACACUCGAUGCAGAUAAACUUCCCGAAAUUCGCUGUACCAAUCAUCUGUUAUGUACAGAAUCAGAGAUACAGUAUUUGAUUCGUAAUUCACACGUGGAUGGCUCCAUCGUGUUCUCCGCUUUGUUGUCGCUGUUAUACUUGGCAUCCACGCAAAUACUAUAUCGCAUAAACAUCGCCGAUUUCCCAGACCUGUCGCGGUGCACAUCGUCCGUUCAAAAUGCCUGCAAAAAGAUGAAAUCUCUACAAACAUUGUUCGGUGCAUUGAUCGCGAGAAUUGAUGGUGUAUGCAGGGAUGAGCAAUGUGCCUUUUGGGAGAUGAAAAAUGCCUGCAAUUUCAACAAGAACAGCAUAUUAAUUGCAAAUCGUAACAUCCUAUUGCAAUCUCCAAAGAUCAAUUUCAAUCUCGGCCAAUGUAUGGACGAUUAUCGUUUUUAUGAGAAAUUGUAUCUGUCUCCAAUGGAAGGCAGACACAAACAUUUAUUUAAAAGGUACAAGCGUGAAUGUUACCGGUUGCGUGAGUUGCCCACAGUUUUAUCAGACUUCAGCAAAUCCUGGAGUAAUAUGAACGGUUGGCUGUCUCCUCGUAUACACGUUAAGUGUGAACAAACUUUGUUCAAGGGAAAGCCACUCUCGCCUUUGUAUUCUCGAUUGCUGAAUCAUUCCAAAUGGAAUUUAAAUCGAUCCAGAGGAGACGUAUCGUGCAGCCCGAGCGCGAAUUACGAGGGAUUAAACUUAACACCAAUGAAACAUUCUUCAAAAGCCGGACAUCUGACAAUGAACGGCUAUACUGGAAGACCGAGAGAUCUUUUCAGUUCUGCGAUACCACCAGCCUUAUCACACGUAUCCUCUAAUACGGAGAACGUACGAAACGCACGAUUGGUUCGACAAAAGUAGAAUUUAUUAUACCAGUACCGAGUACUUUGUCAAGUAUCUGAAGAAGAGAAAAUAAUGUAAUUUGGAGAAGUUUAGACAAUAUCAAUUCCUUAAUGUAAAUUCCUUAUUUUUACUAGUGUUGAUUCAUACAUUUUAGUGUAAAAAGCAUAUGUAAUAUAUUGCCCAAUAGUGAAUGCACAAGA
This is a messenger RNA of Pogonomyrmex barbatus (red harvester ant), 2159 nucleotides long. RefSeq lists its product as uncharacterized. The record is from RefSeq and is a predicted model, not a curated record. Gene Ontology annotation, cellular component: HAUS complex; mitotic spindle microtubule. Gene Ontology annotation, molecular function: microtubule binding. Gene Ontology annotation, biological process: spindle assembly. Lineage: Eukaryota; Metazoa; Arthropoda; Insecta; Hymenoptera; Formicidae.